AUGCUGCAUCGUCGUGGUGGAGUAGGUGUGGGUGCUGUGGGUGGUAGACUGUAUGCCGUGGGUGGACACAACGCCCCGCCCAACCAGCCGCAUGCGAUGCGCACCGCCAGUGUGGAAGUAUACGAACCACGAACAGACAUGUGGACUGAGGUGGCUUGUCUGUCCUCACCGAGAGAUUCCAUUGCUGUGACCACGUUGGGCAUGAAACUGUACGCGAUUGGCGGUCACGAUGGUCACGUCUACACAGACCGUGUUCAAGUCUAUGACCCGGAAACAAAUCAGUGGUCCGAUAGACACUGCUCAGCUGCUAAAUCCUCGUUAGCAACGAUCAACAGUGCCUUUUUACUGGAUCCAGCAGCUAAGAUGACCAGUUUAGCAGACUUGCCGAUCGCUUUUGCUCUUUGA
This is a messenger RNA of Echinostoma caproni, 405 nucleotides long. The record is from the annotation of a GenBank genome assembly. Lineage: Eukaryota; Metazoa; Platyhelminthes; Trematoda; Plagiorchiida; Echinostomatidae.